AAAAUUGAUUCUGAAUUAAUUCUGUUGGGUUUUCUUAGGAUGGUUCUGUCUGAGGCUAGGACAUUUUUGAUGUUCAGUGCCGUGACAUCUGAAAUCCGGUGUGCGCACUGACUGUUAAGUCAUACUGGUGAUUCGUAAUUUAAAAUGUGACCGUUUCACAGGGGGAAACUUUGUCUCCAGUCACAUGAAGUAGCUGACGCCGUUAGCUGCUCACAGACGGGCGCAUCUCAGCGGGGCGGCUGGGCUCCAGGAAGACGGCAGUAAAGCGACUAUCCCGAUAGAUUUUCUUACAGAUUAACCUACCAUGGCCGACCAGAGACAGCGCUCACUCUCUACCUCUGGGGAAUCACUGUACCAUGUUCUGGGGCUGGACAAGAACGCAACCUCAGAUGACAUUAAAAAGUCCUAUCGGAAACUUGCCUUGAAAUAUCACCCCGACAAGAACCCCGAUAACCCAGAGGCUGCAGACAAGUUUAAGGAGAUCAACAACGCCCACGCCAUCCUGACGGACGCCACAAAAAGAAACAUCUACGACAAGUACGGCUCGCUGGGGCUCUACGUGGCCGAGCAGUUUGGGGAGGAGAACGUGAACACCUACUUCGUGCUCUCCAGUUGGUGGGCCAAGCUGCUGUUCGUGGUGUGCGGGGCGCUCACCUGCUGCUACUGCUGCUGCUGCCUCUGCUGCUGCUUCAACUGCUGCUGCGGCCGCUGCAAGCCCCGGGCGCCUGCGGGCGACGCCGCCGACUUCUACGUGUCCCCUGAGGACCUGGAGGCGCAGCUGCAGUCGGACGAGCGGGAGGCCACAGACACACCCGUCGUCGUACAGCCCGCGUCGGCCACGGAGACCACCCAGCUCACGGCCGACUCCCACCCCAGCUACCACACCGACGGCUUCAACUAGGCCCAGGAGUGGCCGCGGUAGAGGCUAGCCCGGCCACUUCGCCCCUAGAGUCACGGACCGUAGUCACAGAGAUGGGGAGCGCGCAGCCGCCGGCCCGCCGGGGCCCUGCCCACCUCUGUGCCCGCCCGCCUGUCGCCCCCACCACGUGAAGUGCGUCGCAUGCAGUAUUCAAAGCAGUUUAGCUACGGUCUCCUCCCCCUUCUGUUUCCUCCUUUUCUAAUAGCAUGUACGGGUUCUGUUCCAUGUCUGUGCUGUGGACGUGCUGCGGCGUGACCGUGUUAACCAGACCGUGGAUCUUCCUUGGGGCUUACGAUGCGCUGCACCGACCACGGCUGCGUGCUGGGUCCCCGCCAGGCAGGCUGGGGCAGGAGGGGUGGCUCCUUUCCCUGGUGUCGGUGGGGGCCGGAGGCGGGUGCUGCCUGGCGGGGGCUGGGAGGUCCAGUCCGCACCGUGCUUGGCGGCGGUAUGGACGCAGGCAGAGCCUCUGGACGCUGUACUGGGAAGGAGCUGGCAUGUCCUCCCACUCUGCCCGGUCCCGUCAGCACUUCCGUGGUGUUGGUUUGUGCGGGUCUGUUUGCUUUGGUUGCUUGGCCUUGUGGCAGGGUCUUUCCCACGGGGAGGCUCGCUGUGGAAAGUGUGGGAGGCUCUGGUGACCGCAGGACCAUAUUUUCUACCUGGGCACGGCCUCGGUUUCCAUGUCACGUGGUCCUCGGGGCACACGCCCUCACCAGGCACUUCUUCUACUGCGCUCCCACCCUGUCCCCAAGCCACGAGCUGGACUGAUGGGGCCACAUUCCUCCGUCUCCUCCACAUUCCUUCAGGCCCACCUGGCCUUCUGGUGGUCCUUCCUGGACCUCUAGGAACCACAGAUGGUAGCAGUGACCGGUGUGCUGUUGUCAGAGGGGCUGACCGUCCAGGUCGCUGGUGGAGCGCGGCUGGAUAGCCCCGGGAAGCACCCGCGGGGAGCCCAGCCCUCUUCUCUGUGCUUCCCAGAGCUCAUACCCACCCCACUGGCCUUCGCCUGUUCCCUUCAGUCACCAUCGAUGGUUCAGGCAGAGCUAGAGAUGCUGGGUUCCUGGAGGAAGGACCAGCUGGACCAAAGGCACAGCCUGGUGCCCUUGGCUUGUGAGCCGGCGGCCUGACUGCAGACCCCACUCGCCAUUGUCUCAAGCAGAGCCUUCUGUGAACUGUGGGAAAUCAGUCCUUCUUGUCUUUGACCCAGAACUUGUGGGUGGUGCAUCUGCUGCAGGGGACGAGGAAACGGGUUAUGAUGGGCCCGUGCUGGCCCAGAGGUCACAGUGGCCCCCGCACCCCCAGCAGCCCUGAAUGUGGCGUGGCUCCCUGCUGGGCCUGCACUGGUCACCGGAGACCCAAGCGGUUUCCACAGAAGGAACCCAUGGCUGCUGGUGCGUGUCUCCUGCGUGUCCAGUAGGUGAAGAACGAGGAGGACCGUGUCGGCUCAGGCGCACCAGAGCGUGUUCCCAUGCCCACUGUUUCCACCACCACCAGCCCGCACCCCGCUCACCUGCUGGCCCUUGGCCCUUGUCUGCCCACCCACAGCUGUGCCGAGCGCAGGUUCUUAUCGGCCCGGAACGGGCUGUGACGGGAGGGCAGCCUCCGUGCAGAACGUGGACAGGCUCCGAGCGCAGUGCUGAGGGGAGGCGGGCUGUGGCCGGGUUGUAGCUGUUGCAUUUGUGGCCACUCCCAGGUCCUUGGGCAGGUUUGUGGUCCUUUGUUUGUUUGUUUUCUGUUGUUGUUUUUGGCUUUUGUUCAUUAAAAUAAUCAUGAAGACAUUCAGUGAGAGAGAAAAUUUGCACUAUGAUCUUAAAUUAUGCUAAAAUCAGACAUCAUGAAAGGAUAAGAAAUUCACUGACCCACCCUGGACAAGGGAGGAGGUAAGACCACAGGUCCAUCUUCUGUGCCAGUCCCGACCCAGCAACAAGAACGCAGCUUUGUGACGUUUCUGAAAAUAACUUUCUGACCUGUUUUUCACUGGAAUGGCCAAGAACCAAGUUCAAAGCUGGGACUUGAGGUAGCAAGCCUCCCCACUGCGGGGGUUCCCUGCAGCUCUGUGGCCGGGAAACCUCAAGGCCCACCACACAGGUCCGAGCGAGUCCUCGACGGGUGGCUUCCACGCGACAGAACGGGAAGCUCCUCUGGGGACCUGGGUUCAGGAGGAGGAGCAGGUCUGGAAGGUUGUCCAACCCGGGCUCCUGUAGAAUUUGUAAAAACUAAAUAAAUCAUGACAGUGAUGGUAACAACC
Enhydra lutris kenyoni (northern sea otter) is the source of this 3164-nucleotide messenger RNA. RefSeq names its product DnaJ heat shock protein family (Hsp40) member C5. The record is from RefSeq and is a predicted model, not a curated record. The transcript is spliced from 5 exons. Gene Ontology annotation, cellular component: intracellular membrane-bounded organelle; presynapse; membrane. NCBI's taxonomy places the organism in Eukaryota, Metazoa, Chordata, Mammalia, Carnivora, Mustelidae. The coding region runs from base 305 to 901 and encodes 198 amino acids. Gene Ontology annotation, biological process: regulation of synaptic vesicle cycle.